UGGAACUAUCCCACACAAAUGGUCUUCAACAUCAACUGGCAUGGUGACUACGUCGUCUGCGUCUCGUCAUCGCUGGGGGCAUAGGGAACAACAGUAUCUCCAUGUUCCAGCUGUCUUGGACAAUCUUGCCUGCAGCUAGGUCUGCCGGGCCGAGACUGGACUCGCAUAUAUGAAGGGGACAAGCUGCCCAUCCAUCAUUUGCGAGUCUCUGGUCUGCCCUUUUCCUUCUCUGCAACGCCCGCCGCCUUUCGUUCUCUCUUAUAGCUUGAAGUCGACUGGAACACUUACCAGAAUGUCUCAAGCCCCGGAGCAGUACCCCAAGCACCAGCCGGCCUUGUCCGAGAAGCUGGCCGCAGUCCGUGAUGUUCUCCAAAAGUCCAUCUCCCCAAUCCCUCCCUACCCUGGACCAACUCCUGGCGGCGCUGCCCAGGAGCCUGAGCCGACCAAUCUUCUCCAAGACGUCAAGAAACUCGGAUUUGAGGAUUUCGACACACUAGCCGAAUUCCUCGGCUCCGCUGUCAAAGGACAGAUCAACGACAACGACUUGCUCUUGGAGCGUCUAAUCGAGCUCUUUGCCAAGUUGCCCGCUGGCACAGUCAAGGGUAAGAAGCUGGAGUAUGGCCUGAUCAAUCAACUGUGGAACGGCAUCGAUCACCCGCCUAUGACGACGCUGGCCGAUGAGUACAAGUACCGUGCCGCGGAUGGCUCCAACAACAACAUCCACAGCCCGCAGAUGGGCGCCGCAGGUACGGCGUAUGCCCGGUCAACGCCGGCCAUCACCUACCAGACUCCCAACCAGCCGGAGCCCAGCCUCAUCUUCGAUAUGCUCUUCGCCAGAGGCGAUGAGUUCAAGCCCCACCCCAACAAGCUCUCAAGUGUCCUCUUCUACUUCGCCACCAUCAUUACCCACGACAUCUUUCAGACUGAUGGCCAGUCAAGCAACAUCAACCAGACCUCAUCGUAUCUGGACCUUGCUCCCCUCUAUGGUCGCAACCAGAAAGAACAAGAUGAUAUGAGGACAAAACUAGACGGGAGACUGAAGCCUGACUCGUUCUCCUCCAAGAGAGUCCUCGGCUUUCCUCCUGGUGUUGGCGUGCUUCUGAUCAUGUUCAACCGCUUCCACAACUAUGUCGUGACACAGUUAGCCAGCAUCAACGAGAACAACCGCUUCACCAGGCCGAAAGGCCCUGUUCCCGCUCCAUCCGACGCCAUCCCAUCAGAGCCGAAGAAGCCGGACGACGACGUCGACAAGAACUCGGAUGAGUACAAGACCUAUUUGGCCGAGAAGCGACCCUUUGAUCAUCGGAUGGCUUGGAUCAAGUACGACAAUGACCUCUUCCAAACGGCCCGUCUCAUCACCUGCGGUCUCUAUGUCAGUAUCGUCCUCCGCGACUAUGUCCGUACCAUCUUGAACAUGAACCGAACGGCCUCCAGCUGGGCUCUGGACCCCCGCACCAAUGAGGGCAAGAGUCUUCUCGAAGCAGAGACUCCAGAGGGUACCGGCAAUCAAGUGUCGGUGGAAUUCAACCUCAUCUACAGAUGGCACUGUUCCAUCUCCCCCAGAGACGACAAGUGGACACAGGAGACGUUCGCCAAGGUACUAAAAGAUUCAGAAGACCCUAAGAAGAAGGUUGAAGACUUCACUCUGAAGGAAUUUGGCCACGCCAUCCGGGAUUGGGAUUUGCGCAUCCCCAACGACCCAGUCGAGCGUGGUUUUGCCGAUCUCAGCCGGGGCAAGGAUGGCUCUUUCCGCGAAGAAGACCUGGCCCGGAUAUUCAAGGAGAGUGUAGAGGAUGUGGCCGGCUCCUACGGCGCCAAUAGGAUCCCGGAGAUCAUGAAGCCCAUCGAACUGCUAGGCAUCAUCAACGCCCGGAAGUGGAAUGUUGCCACGCUCAAUGAGUUCCGGAAGCACUCCGGCCUCACUCCGCACCCAACGUUCGAGGACAUCAACCCGGACCCUGAGGUCGCCGAGAAGCUCAGAUACCUUUACGGCACUCCCGACCAGGUUGAGCUGUACCCGGGAUUGGUUUCCGAGAAGGCCAAGCCGGCCAUGGCCCCGGGUAGUGGUUUGUGUGGCAACUUUACCAUGACCCGGGCUAUCCUCUCAGAUGCCGUUGCCCUAGUCCGUGGCGAUCGCUUCUACACGAUUGACUACACUCCAAAGAAUCUCACUAAUUGGGGAUUCAACCAGGCCAGCCACGACCCUAACGUCGACCAGAGCCAUGUCUUCUACAAGCUGGUCUAUCGCGCUUUCCCCAACUCGUUCAAGGCGAACAGCAUCUACGCGCACUACCCUUUCACAGUACCUUCGGAAAACAGGAAGAUCCUCGAGAGCAUCGACCGAGCCUAUCUGUACUCCUGGGAUGAGCCCGAAACCAAGGCCAGCGUAAUCCCCAUCUUGUCCCACAAGGCUAUCAGCGAUGUCCUCUACAACCAAGCGGACUUUAAGGUCAUUUGGGGAGAGGCCAUCCGCCAUCUGGUCGCCCAGCCCGGAAAGGACUAUUCAAAGAACUUCUGUUUGUCCGGAGACGGCAAGGCUAACUUACUGAACCGUACGCAGGUCAGGAAAGCCCUGAUCUCUGGUCCGUGGGAGCAGGAGGUUUGGAAUUGGUACACCCACAUGACACCCAGGCUGUUGGAGCAGCAUAGCUUUGCUAUACGCAAGGGUGUCAAUGAGGUCGACAUCGUCCGCGACGUGAUCAACCUGACCAACACCCGCUUCAACGCUGCCCUUUUCUGCUUGCCCAUCAAGAACGAGGACUCACCGUGGGGCGUCUACACCGACCAAGAGCUGUACAUGGUCGUGGCCACCCUCUUCCAGUCGGUGUUCCUCGACGCAGACAUUGCCAACAGCUUUAAGCUUCGCACGAUUGCGCGCGAGCUCGGGCAGGGUCUCGGAAAGAUCAUGACGCUCGUUGUGCAAACCAUCGCAAAGGCCGGUUUAAUCACAGACAUUGUCGCAAAGAUCAGGGAGGGGGAGGCGUCGCUUCCCACGUUUGGAAACCACCUCAUUGAGCGGCUCAUCGCCGACGGCAAGGAUAUUGACGAGGUCAUCUGGGGCACCAUCAUGCCCGUCAUCACCGCCAACGUCACGAACCAGUCGCAGGUUACGGCCAUGUGCAUCGACUAUUACCUCGGCGAGGGCAAGCAGUACCUGGGCGACUUGUACCACCUGGCUCACCAGAACACGCCUGAGGCAGACGAGAAGUUGAUGAAGUACAUGCUCGAGGGAUGCAGACUUCGCGCCGCCGUCGCCGUGUACCGUGAGGCCGUCACCGACCAGGUCAUCACCGACUAUGCCCCCUGCCUGCUUGACCCCAACGACCCUACUUCGCGCAAGCCCGUCGUCAACGACGACAUCGAGGGCACCAAGUACGAGGUCAAGAUCCCCAAGGGCCAGCGCGUGAUCUGCAACUUCAUGACCGCAGGCCGCGACCCGACCAUCUUCGAAUCUCCCAGCGAGGUGCGCCUCGACCGGCCCCUCGAGUCGUACGUACACUUUGGCCUCGGGCCGCACUGGUGCGCUGGCAAGGAGAUUAGCCGUGUCGCGCAGACGAGCCUGUUCAAGCAGAUUGUCGGUCUGAAGAACUUGAGGAGAGCCGAGGGCGAGCGGGGGAAUCUCAAGAACAUGCCUGCUGGCGCCUGGAAGGGCCAGGUUGGCCUUCCCGUCGGCUCACAGAACGGUGUCGGCAAGAGCCACGAGCCUUGGCUUGGUCUGAGGGCGUUCAUGACGGCCGACCAGAGCUCGUUCUGGCCCGUUCCGACGACAAUGAAGGUCGAGUGGGACGAGUAAGAGGUCGUUGCUAUCAGUUGGCGUGUAUGAAAAUGGCGAUGUAUUACCAGGAUGACAGCCUUGCAGGAUUUCAAUUUCUCUCGUGUUGAUCUUACUCGUCUGUCAGUCUCAAGAAAAAAUGCAUUUGAUAAAUAGCGACAUAAUAUUUCGGAAAACAACAAACUUUGAGAAGCAGCUUUAGUGUUUUAUUAUUUCUCCGAAAUACUGUCAAUGUGAAGAAGAAGCAACCGCAGAUGAAGAUACUUGCAAGUGAAUGAGGGAGGGCCGCAUGAUCCAUCAGUCUUAGAUACUGAUCACGGACGAUUUGACAUACCAAGCGGGGCUUAGCCCCGAUCCUCCCCUUGGUGUAGUUGGUUCAUCACGUUCGACUGUAAUGGUUACAUUGUCAUCGAAAGGUCUCUAGUUCGAUUCUGGAAGGGGAGAA
This is a messenger RNA of Colletotrichum navitas, 4217 nucleotides long. RefSeq names its product linoleate diol synthase. Bases 170 to 3793 code for a protein of 1207 amino acids. NCBI's taxonomy places the organism in Eukaryota, Fungi, Ascomycota, Sordariomycetes, Glomerellales, Glomerellaceae. The transcript has 5 exons. Gene Ontology annotation, molecular function: monooxygenase activity; peroxidase activity; iron ion binding. Gene Ontology annotation, biological process: response to oxidative stress. The record is from RefSeq and is a predicted model, not a curated record.